Molecule: messenger RNA, 1206 nt
Organism: Penicillium soppii
Lineage: Eukaryota; Fungi; Ascomycota; Eurotiomycetes; Eurotiales; Aspergillaceae
Exons: 3
Coding region: 1-1206 (401 amino acids)
Source: RefSeq, a predicted model, not a curated record
AUGGGUCCCAAGCGCAAACAACCCUUGCAGAAGCCCUCGUCGUCUAAGUCUCGAAAAGGGCGCUCUCCCACAGAUUUGAGUGUACCAACCCCCCCCUCUGAUUUGUCUGCUAUUAGUACCAAUGCUGAGGAUGAUCUCUCAUGGGCGAUAACCAAAAGAAACGCCGGAGCAAGGAUUGAUCAAUAUGAACUCGUCGGCGAACAUAACCGACGAAGGGAAACAAUCCUUAAGCAAUCCUUACAUGCAUUGCUGGAGUGGCUUCCGCCAGGAGGCCGUGAUUACCACGCCAAAAUUAUUCGCGAUGCGAAGACCGAUUACGAGAUCUGGAAACAUUUCGAGUCAGUAUGCUGUCAUUUAGCUGCUCCCAGUAGGUCUACCAUGAAGUUCUUUGAGCAGCCGAUGAACUUUGAUGAACCGUCCAGUGGUCCCCAAGAUAACAUGACAGAUCAUGCGCGUGUUGUGGCAGAUACUAUAACCGAUCCCCAAGCACGUGUGCCAGAAUUCCCACAAACUCUUGCAAGGCGCGACGACCAUCGCUGUGUUAUCACAGGCCAUAUGAGUUUCGAUCGCUGGCGUGAGAUAGGAGGUCCUGAUGAUUCUGCUGCGAAUCUUGUGGGGGCACAUAUUAUUUCAUUUGCUUAUGCUAGCUGGAAAACUCCAGUAAGUUCGCCCUUUCAAUACCGACUCAGGAGAAACAUACAUACUAAUGUGUACAAGGUGGUGAAGACGAGGCGUUCGAAUGCAUGGGUUAUGCUAUAUGAAAGUUUCCCUACGCUAGAACGGGUGAUACAUUCUACAUCAAUCAAUCAUCCGUCAAACGGAAUCACCUUGCGACACGAUCUCCAUACCUUUUUCGGGGGAUUCAAGCUUGCAUUCCAAGCUACAGGGCAGCCACAUGAGUAUCAUGUUCGUGUGUUCGGCGAUGUCUCACAUUACGCUCUAAAGGAUUUUCUGGAUCCAAUUACUCUCGGAAAUGCUGCAUCAGAUGAGGAGGGUAUUGCGCUGCCAGACCCUGCCCUUCUAGACUGUCAUUACCGGAUAGCCAAUAUUCUUCAUGCGUCCGGAAUGGGAGAGACAGUCGAGAAACUCAUGCGAGAAUGGGAUGAUCUUAAGCAGGGCCCAGGAUGUCAUGGACUGAGGGAAGAUGGUAAAACUGACGUGGAGACGUUUCUGUCCGCCGGGCUAUGGGAUUGUGUCAAUGGAUAA